Messenger RNA from Micromonas commoda, 759 nucleotides. RefSeq lists its product with no specific name. Gene Ontology annotation, molecular function: ribosomal small subunit binding. The coding region runs from base 1 to 759 and encodes 252 amino acids. Lineage: Eukaryota; Viridiplantae; Chlorophyta; Mamiellophyceae; Mamiellales; Mamiellaceae. The transcript has 2 exons. The record is from RefSeq and is a predicted model, not a curated record. Gene Ontology annotation, biological process: rRNA processing; ribosome biogenesis.
AUGGCGCAGUCCACCCGCAUGUGCGCCGGGCUCAGAUGCAAUAGCAUGGGUUCCAGGGCUGUGGGGCGCUCGUUGGGUCGCGCACAGGUUGCAAAAAAAACGCACGCGUUCAUUGCGACCUCCGCCGCGCCUCUCCGCGUGACUUGCAUGGCCAACCAGAGGCGCGUGGCGAAGGUGCAGCAGCAGAUGCGCAGAGAGAUUUCUAACAUGAUGCAGACUGACAAGAAAUUACGCGAUAUGGUGUAUCCCGAGGAGCGGAUGGGAGUGGAUAACGUGAUGUCUUGCAUGGUGACCGUGGCUGAUGUUGAGGUCUCUGGCGACCUCCAGGUUGUGAAGGUGUUUGUUUCAAUCCUCGGCGACGAACGCGGGAAGAAGAACGCCAUCAACGGAUUGAAGAAGAUGGAGGGUUACGUGCGUCGAAACAUAGGGAAGAGGGUGUCGCUUCGGCUCACCCCUGAUAUCAGGUUCGUGUACGAUGACUCGUUCGAGCGUGGUCAGAGGGUGUCGUCACUCCUCGACGAGCUUCGAGUCGAGAGGGAGGUGAGGGAAGCGCGUGGCGGUGGAUACACCAAGUCCGAGCUUCUCGCCGUCGAGGACACCAUCACAAACCCUUACGGCGAUGAAGAGGAUAGCGAUUGGAUUGAGGAUCUCGAUGAGCUCAUUGGGGAGGAGGAGGAGGAGGAGGAGGAGGAGGAGGAGGAUAUUGACAUCGAGGCAGUUUGGGAUGAGUUACAAAAGAAUGCCAAAAUUGACGACUGA